Messenger RNA from Cornus florida, 828 nucleotides. RefSeq names its product receptor-like protein 12. NCBI's taxonomy places the organism in Eukaryota, Viridiplantae, Streptophyta, Magnoliopsida, Cornales, Cornaceae. Gene Ontology annotation, cellular component: plasma membrane. The record is from RefSeq and is a predicted model, not a curated record. The transcript is spliced from 2 exons. Gene Ontology annotation, biological process: hormone-mediated signaling pathway. Gene Ontology annotation, molecular function: protein binding. The coding region runs from base 1 to 828 and encodes 275 amino acids.
AUGGCUCUUGAAGGUACAAUUCCACCACACCUAGGUAACCUCUCAUUUCUCGUUUCCCUCGACCUUAGUACCAACAAUUUCAGUGGUCAUCUGCCCUAUGAAUUAUUUCAUCUGCGUCGAUUGAAAUUCAUGAAUUUGGAAAUUAACAAAUUUAGUGGACAACUUCCAUCAUGGUUGGGUGUCUUAGCUGAACUGCAAGAGUUAAUUCUAUAUAACAAUAGUUUUACAGGUACUAUCCCACCUUUCCUCUCCAACAUAUCGAUGUUAGAAAACUUGGAUUUAUCUUCCAAUUUUCUACAUGGAAUGAUUCCACAAGAGGUUGGUAAUCUUCAUCACCUGAAGAUUCUAAACAUGCAAUAUAACCAGUUUGUAGGCUCUGUGCCACUAACCAUCUUCAAUAUCUCAUCGCUGCAAGCGAUUGCUUUUGCGGACAAUAGCUUAUCUGCUAAUCUUCCAAUGGAUAUGUGCCAUCGUCUUGCAAACCUCCAAUGGCUUCCUCUAUCUUUCAAUGAGUUACAUAGCAAAAUUCCAUCAAGUUUAUAUGAGUGCUCAGAACUUCAAAUUUUGUCACUAUCAUAUAACAAAUUCAAUGUACCCAUUCGUAGAGGUAUUUGGAAUUCAACUGUGCUCACGGGGUUAUUUCUUGGCGUUAACAACUUGGAAGGUGAAAUUCCGGAGGACAUAGGUAACCUUCGUAAUUUGGAGUUAUUAUCGAUAGACUAUGCCCGCCUCAUUGGUCGCAUUCCAUCAUCCAUAUUUAACAUUACUUCUUUGAAAGGGAUUUCAUUUAUGGGGAACAACUUGACUGGUACGAUUCAUUUAGUUUGA